Molecule: messenger RNA, 2674 nt
Organism: Halichondria panicea
Lineage: Eukaryota; Metazoa; Porifera; Demospongiae; Suberitida; Halichondriidae
Exons: 15
Coding region: 137-2482 (781 amino acids)
Molecular function (GO): protein binding
Source: RefSeq, a predicted model, not a curated record
UUAGCUAAGGUCAAGUGGUUCAAACCUCCUCUGCAUCAGCCCCACCCUUUUAUGUUGACGCAUGCGUGUGAGGCUACUUUCUGUAUUAUAAUUAUAGCCAGUGUUUUAGUUCAAUCUAGAUAAGCUACAUUGUGAAAUGGAGAUACUAGCACUAAAGCUGUUUUUUGUCAUCUGCUUAUCAAGAGUGGAACUGUCUACUCAAGUUGUUCCAGAAGUACUGGAUGGCCCAGUGACACAGACUGUCCCUGUGACCCAGUAUGAAGCCCAGUUCACCUGUCGUGCUCGAGCCUCUGCCGUAUUCUGGUACAUCAAUGGCGAAACACUCUUUAACAAUAUUCCCAGCUGGAUAAUACUGUACGACGAUAUACAUGACUUUCCUAAUGUUGAGGUGACGAGACGAAUCGGUGUGAGAACUCAAGGACGUAAUCGGACGAAGAUCGAGUGUCUUGCUACAGGCUCUGAUCAGGCCACUGAUAGAUCUGAACCACCUGUAUUUCUCUAUAUUGUCGAUGUUCUCAAUGCCCCUGUCACUGAGCUAGUUACGGUCAACACAACAGCUUUAAGGGUAUCCUGGUUUGAGCCGUUUGCUCACACUGGUUUUCCUAUUCUCAACUACACUCUAAUCAUUCGAAGCACUGCUGACCACUCAGCACCCCUCUACAAUGCCUCACUGAGUGCCCUGGAGUAUGUGUUAACCACGGACAGUGUUCACAGAGAUUGCCACAAUAUAACGUUUGAGAUCAUUGCCACGAACAGUAUAGGACCUAGUGCUGCAGGUGUUGCCAUUGGUGGAUUUCCAAUACUUCUUGGUGACUUUCUGCUCCCUCCUGUCGUCGUAGUUACCUUCACAGCAGACUUGGCCCCCAUCAUUAACAUCACAUUUAACCCUCCAACAGUGUGCUGGUUUCAAGACGCCAGUUAUGAACUGAGAAUCCUGGAUGCCUCAACUCAAGCCCUAAGUCUUUCCACUAGAAUUGGAAGUUACCAUGGCGGUGGCAUAACAACCAUAUCGGAAGCGUAUAAUGAUGGAGUUGAUUUGGAGAAAGUGUAUGAUGCAAUUGUUAUUAUCGAUACACUGACGGGGACCAAAAAUGCUUCAAGUCGAUUUAACACAAGCUACAGUGUCGCACCGCAAGAUAUACCACUGUUAACCAUUGUCAACUCAACUGCAAUAAGCGUACACUGGAACAGAACAUCUUCAAUCCAACACAAUGUGGCAAUAAGUUACAUCCUUGUUAUCCGAAACGAAUCAGACCACUUUUAUCUUCAAGAGGAGGUCUUUAAUGUGUCAGCAGAUUUUACAUCGUAUCCAAUGGUUUACUUGUACAACUCUGCGGAUGUAGCAAAUGUUGGUUGCCAUAACAUCAGUUUUACAGUUCUAGCUCGUAGUAGCGAUGAUGAAAAUGAAAGACCUGGGAACGCUGUCAGUGGUUUUCCAGUGGGUCCAAGUGAAUUUGCUUCCAAUGUCACUACCGAGGUUAUAUUCACACGAGAUCUGGUUCCACGAGUUUCCAUUUCAUUUGAGUACCCGCCCAUUUGCUGGUACCAGAAAGGAACAUACAAGAUACAGUUAUUCGUUGAGGACACUGAAGUGAUGUUUUUAGGUCCACUAACUUAUAGAGGCACAGAUAAUUCACGGAUUACUCGAUCUUUCAGCACUGGUUUGGUUUUAAAUCAGUUGUAUAGGACUGUUGUCACUGCAGAGACUUUUGGAGAAUCUAUCAGAACAGAAUCUGAUUUCAGUACUGCAUUUGGACCAAAUCAACAAACUACUUCUCCAGUGUCUCCAGCAUCGACAGGUGGUAUUAGUACGCCAACUGGUCUGAGUACUGUAAUUGUCAUUGCGAUUGCACUGGGCUCAUCAAUCAUCGUAGCAUUGAUUGUGGGUAUUAGUAUUGUGCUAAUUAUUGUGAGUCUUCGACAGAGAAAACGAAAAGUUGAGACUCAAAGAAGACCACGAAUGCCUGAGGUAAACAACCCACUGUACGAGACGGGAGGGCCUAUCUACGAAGAGAUUCCUGGAGAGAAAAACUUCAACACUUUGAUCAGAGAACAGCCCACGGGACCUGGCACUCCUUCCUCGGAGUAUGUCACUAUUGAAGGAAAGAUGAAUGGAGGGGCCAUGCACUACAACGUAAUACGUAUGCAAGAGGAAGAGUUUGAGGAAAUAAAGGAACCCCUCGACCAAAAUGGUGCCGGCUUCCCUGCCAAAGACUUUGACGCCAUGCUCACACUUCCUCUAUCCCGAGUCCCAUCAGGAGAGGACGCUUACACCAUCAUGAACCCAGCAACUGCAAGAGUGACCAAAGAGCAAAGCAGCUGUCAUUCACUACCCCGAAACGACGCUACGUCUCUUUCCACCCACUCUCCCAUUAGGCCCAGUCUGAGUCUGCAACUAGUCUCACAGAGGAUGAAUCGUCAGGAGAGUGAGACAGGUGACACUCCGGAGGAGAGAUACGUGCGAAGAAGUCUACUCAUUUAAAACAUUAUAGCCAGGACUUUGUUUACUCAUUUCAGCACAAUUAAGUCACUACUCGUGUCAUUUUUCUAAGCAUAUUAACUGCAUUGAUACAAAAUCCAUUUAUUUUUAUUUUGUACAGGUGUGUAUUUAUUUUGUUCGAGUUUGUUUCUAAAUAUUAUUUUUCAUGACUUAAGUUUUCUUGCCGGGAAAUGA